AUGAGUGUAUAUUUUGACAUGUGUAAAACAUUCACGCUUAAUGUAUGAACACCAAUUGUGGGAAAUGCUAUUGUUAAACCUGUUUAUGCCGGUUAUCUGAGCAUUUUCUAUUGUCCUACGUUAUGCAGCAGAUCGCGCAUAUAUAACUUGGUCGCACGAUGCGUUUAUAGACAUUUUGACUACAACCGAGCAUGGGGUUUUGGAAGUACAAGCAAUUCACCAAGUUAGGCGCAUUAGCGGUUGUGUGUUAUGUACUUUGUUGUAUGACACAAAUGCGGGAACCAUGUUGUGGAGGUGGCGCUUCUAAACACGACGCCAAUUUAUCUAUAACUCAGAACUCUGUACCUGAUGUCAUCGGAUUGGGAAUACGAAAAUGCGGGACUGGUGUUUUCGUCAAGUUUCUGGAAAAGCACGGGUCGUUUGCUAUUCCGAAGUAUAUUAACUACGAAACUGAAUACUUUACCCGUAACUAUGUGAAAGGGCUGGACUGGUACAAGUCUUUAUUCAAGGAUGUGGCUAGUGAUAAAGUUAAAGUUGAAAAAACACCGCAUUAUUAUUAUACUGAGCCCUAUGACAUGGCGGAAAGAAUGCUGAAGUUAAAUCCUAAUUUAAAAGUCUUCCUCAUACUUUGUGAGCCAGCUGCAAGAGCAUAUUCUUGCUUUGUUCAUCAUAACUUUGAUCUAUUUGGAAAAUAUGAAUGGCCGGAGUUUUUCGAACGUUAUGUGAACAACACUCUGCCGAACUUACAGGAAUGGUUGCAGGAAUAUACUUACCAACAACAAGAAACGCUGGUAAUGGAAAGGUGGUGGGGGCGAUCCGAGUGUCUGAUUGCCGGUCUCUAUGCGCUGCAUUUGAAGCGAUGGAAAGCCAAAUUUGACGAUUCGAAGCUCUUGAUUUUAAACGGGGAUGAAAUCAUGCGAAACCCUGGACCUUCAUACGAAAAGUUCCAGGAUUUUGUUGGCGUUGAAAGAAGAUUGCGGCAGGAGGACUGGGUUAAAAACAACGAAACUGGACACUUCUGUCUUCGCCCACCAGCUGACAGGUCCCAGAUUUACUGCUUGGAUGACGGAAUAGCAAAAGCGAGAACCAGGAGCUUGUUGGCAGCCAAUACACCGACGAUCGAAAGCUUGGCUGCACUAAAAGCAUUUUACGAACCAUAUAACCAUAUGUUGUAUGGUAUUUUGGGCGAAAACUACGGUUGGUAGGAGAAAUGUUCCGGAUCGUGUUUUUAACAAUUAGCAACGGACUGAGUCGUGAGGCUACGAACUUUUAAAGUUGUGAGGCUACUAUAUAUCUUUUUGGUUGUUGUUUUGUUGUUUACUACAAAACGGUGCGCUUCAAGAAAAUGAAAACAUGUACCAUUUUACCCCAAUCUAUAAUAUCUUUAACGAAGAUCAGUAAUUUAUCCGCAAUGCCUAUAUUUCCUUUGUUAUGCAGAUUGUUUUGAAUAAAAUAUAAAAAAUCUGAAACGCCCUUUGAGGCAUAUACCUUUUAUCAGUUCAAUGGUUACAAAACCGAUUGUAAUCAACGUAUCUUGAACGAGUUUCGCGCCUCGUUUUAUGCCUGAGUUCUUUUGCGAAAUCGUCUACUUCGUUUUAAUGUAGCUUUCUUGUGCGUUUCUCUCGUUUCUUGUA
Molecule: messenger RNA, 1634 nt
Organism: Ciona intestinalis (vase tunicate)
Lineage: Eukaryota; Metazoa; Chordata; Ascidiacea; Phlebobranchia; Cionidae
Product: heparan sulfate glucosamine 3-O-sulfotransferase 4-like
Molecular function (GO): [heparan sulfate]-glucosamine 3-sulfotransferase activity
Source: RefSeq, a predicted model, not a curated record